CGUACAGUGAGAGAGAGAGAGAGAGAGAGAGAGAGAGAGAGAGAGUGGUGUUCUCGUUCUCGGCACUUCCCCUGUUUGGCUGCUUGGCACUGGAGCACGGAGGGCCGAACAGAACAGUCGACGAGCCAUGGUGAGGCUUCGCGCCGGCGAAUCUUUUAAGGCAGGAGAGGAGCGGCGGUGGAAGGUCCAUGAAACUGCGGGGAAGAGAGCAACUACGACUCGGGCAACCCCUGGCGUCCGCAAGAAGAGCAAGGGAUCCGGCUCCCCCGAUGCGGCAACGCCGGCGUCGCGGGAGCGGCCGGGGAGAGCUGCGGCAGCGGCAGCGGCGGCGGCGGGGGACGCGACGGUGGAGGACACCGACGCCCUCGACUGCGGCGUGUGCUUCCUCCCGCUCAAGCCCCCCAUCUUCCAGUGUGACGAGGGCCAUGUGGUGUGCUCGCCGUGCCGUGAAAAGCUUGCGCCAAAGGGCAGGUGCCAUGUUUGCGGCAUUGCCACGCAUAACUACCACAGGUGCCACGCCAUGGAGCGCCUGGUGGAGUCCAUCUGUGUCCCAUGCCCGAAUGCAGCCCAUGGCUGUGGUGCCAGGCCAGCUUACUACGAUCAGCAUGUCCACUGCCAGACGUGUCCACAUGCACCACGCCGCUGCCCGGGCAAGGACUGCAGCUUCCUUGGUUCUACAGAGGCGCUCCUGGACCACUUCACCGGCGCACAUGGAUGGCCUUCCACCACCGAGAUCAGAGCCUUUGAGACAUGCAGCAUUCCCCUCUACGAUGGAUUCAACUUCAUCCUCGUUGAGGACGAUGAGGAUGACGAUGAUCAUUUCACCACUACCAGCAGCAGCAGUCGGUACCUGUUACUCCUGAACGUGAUGCGGCAGCCACUUGGCCACUCCAUCACCGUGCACUUCAUCGGUCAAGAAUUGCGCUCAGAAGGACUAAGAUGUGUGCUCAGCUACUCACGGGUACAAUACCACCCUGAUCGUCAUAAGUUCCUGGGCAGCCAUUCUCUGCAAUCUGAGAUCAAUGUAGAAUGCAUGGAUCUCGCCGAUAGGCUGCCCGACCCUGCUGAUUGCUUCCAGUUCAUAGUGCCGGAUUCCGUUCUUAGAAACAUCGACAAGAAGGAUGCUAUGCACAUCGAAGUCCGUGUCGACAUCAUCAAUCUGGAGUAGUUAUCUGUUGUUUUUGUUAACUAGGACCUCAUGUUGCCCACCACUUGUUUCAUUUCUUGGUGUUUGUAUAUGCAUGCAAGAGUUGAUCUCAAGACAAGAAAGAUGGCAAUGACAAAGUUCCAAAACACAUA
Setaria italica (foxtail millet) is the source of this 1299-nucleotide messenger RNA. Its product is annotated as E3 ubiquitin-protein ligase SINA-like 7. The coding region runs from base 128 to 1168 and encodes 346 amino acids. The record is from RefSeq and is a predicted model, not a curated record. Gene Ontology annotation, cellular component: cytoplasm. The transcript has 2 exons. Lineage: Eukaryota; Viridiplantae; Streptophyta; Magnoliopsida; Poales; Poaceae. Gene Ontology annotation, molecular function: zinc ion binding; ubiquitin protein ligase activity.